Molecule: messenger RNA, 1269 nt
Organism: Penicillium malachiteum
Lineage: Eukaryota; Fungi; Ascomycota; Eurotiomycetes; Eurotiales; Aspergillaceae
Product: AAA family ATPase
Exons: 7
Coding region: 1-1269 (422 amino acids)
Molecular function (GO): ATP binding; ATP hydrolysis activity
Source: RefSeq, a predicted model, not a curated record
AUGGGAGACGAGAAGGAUGUGCCUGUACAGGGUUCCGUGAAAAAGACUGCAACGACCAAGCCCAAAGCACCCCAGAAGCUGACCAAGAAAUCCUCAUCGAAUCCCAAUCCUUCCAAGACCGCCCUCGUUGUUCGUCGCCUUAUCUCGAAAUACGGAGAAGUGGAAGAUACCAAAAUUGACAUUCGGUCUCCUUAUCUACGAGGCAUAUUCAGAUAUCUUUUCAACGAUGUUGUGGGACUCGAGCUGAAUAAGACCCCGCCUGUGGCAGACCCAAAGCUGCUAUAUUGGGCGCGUAAAGGACUCAUUCGAAAGAAGGAAGAGGAACUGAACAAGCUUCAGCCGGACGAAGAAAACGUCGUUGAUCUGGAGACCACUCUACAGUGUGUCGAGGAAGACUGGGAAAAUGAGAUCAACAGCAUGAACUCGCUUCUCGCCCACAAUGAGAUUAUGAUCGCACCUCGCUACGGAGUCAUAGGUCAGGACCAGGCAUUUUUCCAUAUGAGGUCGUAUUAUCGUCAGCGAGAAGACAAGACCAAAUAUGUCGAUGUUGAAAUUGACCACUUUGAAGGAUCACGACCUAUUUCGACAUUAAGCUGCUAUCCAAUCUCUCAGCGUGUUGAUGAAGCUGGAAUUCGAGAAAGGCUCAUUCAACGAGGAAGAAAAUAUAUGGCCUUACGAGAGAAGCCCGCUUGCAGAGACUAUCAUGUAAUGUAUGGUGGGAGGGAAGUCAAACUCCCCGAUGGGGAAUCGAUAGAGGAGAUGUUCAAUCCAUUUGGACGCGUGAUCGCUGACCCAGCAGGAUAUUACUUUCAUAACAGUGCAUCAAUUCUGAACCAACCUCGUAUCAUUGCAACUCGCAGCUCAGAGCAAAAGGAACUUUCUUCAGAUGAGCUUUUGAUCUGUCCGUCUUGGAUCAAUGGAUUCAGUCUUGCCAGUAAAACAUGGUGUCGUCUUGCUGUAGAGCCCCUUGCAGACAUUCAGUGGAACGAAUCGGCCUUUGACAAGGUUGUUUUGGAAGAAAAAUGUCGCACUCUUAUUCACAGGCUCGUCAAAGCCCAUCGCAGGGACGAAGGUGCAUUCGAUGACCUCGUGCAGGAUAAAGGAAAGGGUCUUAUUGCUCUUUUGACAGGAACUCCCGGAGUUGGAAAAACCCUCACAGCAGAGGCUGUUGCUGAAGUCACACAGCGCCCACUCUAUGUUACUUUACUACUUGGGUCACUGGAGGUUAAUAGUUUGAACUUCAAUGCUGAAGCCUGGGGCUUGAUCUAG